GAGGUCUGCAGGCCAUCGCAAUCGCGUUGGCGCCAAACAGCCUGCAUGUGAUACCUUGCAGCUAUGACAAUAAACGAUUAGACAUACCUGUUCUCAGCAUUUGCAUAUUUACCGCCUCGACUGCAAUCCCGAAAGACCAACCGUCAGGCGGGACUCGCGUACUCUGUCAAGGCCUCCUGAACCUCUUCAGAUAUAAUCGAUUAUAAAGUCCGCUUGGCACCGCUACAUACCUUUGAUUCAACUGCUGAAAAUGGCACCCGAGGCGAACUCUUGCUGCGCGAAGGGCCCUGGAUAUGCCACGCCGCUGGAUGCCUACAAGAACGGUGCGCGCGAGAAGCUGCUGUACGUGCCGUGCGUGGUUCCCGACCACUCGCGGCCCGACUACAUCGCCACCAUCGACGUGGACCCCGAGUCGGCCACCUACCAGCAGGUCAUCCACCGCCUGCCAAUGCCGCACCUGGGAGACGAGCUGCACCACAGUGGCUGGAACUCGUGCUCCUCCUGCCACGCCGACCCCUCCGCCCCCAAGCGCAAGUUGCUGGUGCUGCCCGCGCUCGGCUCCGGCCGCGUGUACGGUGUGGACACGCUGACGGACCCCCGCGCGCCGCGCAUCGGGGCGGUCGCCGAGCCCGAGGACAUCCAGGCAGCCACCGGCCUCAGCUACCUGCACACCAGCCACUGCGCCCCGGACGGCAGCAUCAUGGUGAGCGCCAUGGGCGACAAGGAGGGUUCGGCGCGCGGCUCCUUCCUGCUGCUCACCCAGGACCUCAAGGUCAAGGGCGUGUGGAGCCCCGAGGAGACGCCCUACGGCUACGACUUCUGGUACCAGCCCCGCCUCAACGUGAUGGUCAGCUCGGGCUGGGGCGCGCCCAAGGCCUUCAGCAAGGGCUUCAACCCCGCCGAGGUGGCGGAGCAGUACGGCCAGUCGCUGUGGGUGUGGGACUGGGCCGGCCGCAAGAUCAAGCAGCGCAUUGACCUGGGCGACAAGGGACUGCUGCCGCUGGAGGUUCGCUUCCUGCACGAGCCCACCGCGCCGCACGGCUUCGUGGGCGCCGCGCUGAGCUCGUCCGUGUUCCACUUCACGCCCUCGGGCCCGGGCGAGGACGCGCCGUGGGCCGCCAACCUGGUGGUGGAGCAGCCCUGGACCAAGGUGGAGGGCUGGGUGCUGCCGGAGCUGCCGCCCUGCAUCACCGACAUCCUCAUCUCCCUCAACGACAAGUUCCUGUACGUGAGCAACUGGCUGCGAGGCGACAUCGUGCAGUUCGACAUCAGUGACCCCGCCCACCCCAAGGUGGCGGGCCGCGUGUGGGUGGGCGGCCUGGUGCACAAGGACAGCCCGCUCAAGGUGGUGUCGGGUCUGCCCGAGGACACGCCCGAGCAGCCCGUGCUGCCCACCGUGGCGGGCGUCACGCUGCGCGGCGGCCCCCAGAUGCUGCAGCUGUCGCUGGACGGCCGCCGCCUGUACGUCACCAACAGCCUGUACAGCCCCUGGGACAAGCAGUUCUACCCCUCGCUGGUGGAGGGCGGCAGCCACCUGCUCAAGAUCGACGUGGACCCUGAGAACGGCGGCAUGACGCUGGACACGGACUGGAUCAUUGACUUCGGCAAGGAGCCCGAGGGGCCGGUGCUCGCACACGAGGUGCGCUACCCCGGCGGCGACUGCUCCAGUGACAUUUGGAUUUGAAGGAGGAGCUGGAGGAAGGAGCAACAUCGAGAUCUGGUGGAGAGGAUUGGAUGCUGAGGAUUGGGUCCGAGCAUAUGAAAACCGGCAGGCUGCCGGGUUGUGCUAGGUUUGUUUUGCGCUGGUGCACUGUGCUGGUCAAAGUUUUUGAGGUGGCGUGCUGACGUGGCUGGUGCGCGGUGUGGGAUUGGCGAGGCGUGGGCGAGGGGUGUCAGGGAGGCGGCGGACGUCCUGUAUGAAUGAUUUGUCAUCCCUUCUCACGGGUGACCCUGGUGCUUCGAAUGAAUGUACGGUAUGAAUGUUGGCUUUACAUGGCGGCGGCGCCGUGAGCUUACUUGAGAUUGGGUGACAGGAUGCUGCGAGUCAUUGGUGUACCCUAAGCUUCGUGUUAUCAUACACACGCAUCCUGCACAUGCAACCCUUCACACGUUUAAGAACACCAUAGCGCAUUUCCACACGACAUGAGCUACAAAGCUGUGAUGGCGAUUGGCGAUUGAGCCACAAAGACUAGAGAGAGUCGAGGGAGUGAAGGCUGGCGCGGUACUGAGCAAGCAUUGGCCGUUUUGAUGCCAACGAUGGAAUGCCGCUGAAUGUUGUGGGUUGUUCCUUUUUCUUAUAGGCGCACCAGCUUCUUGGAAAAGCCGUGAGGCGCAUGAGGCAUGGGAAGCAGCAGGAAGCAGGAGGUUGUUGGCAGCGGGUCCGGGGGAUGGGGGCUGCCGUGUGUGUCGUUGAAGGCCACCCGCCAGCAAUGUAACGUAUCUUUUAUACAGCUCGCGAAUGCCAUUGUUGCUUACCUUAUAGACAAACUUUUGGUAUUAGCGCUCAGCUUGCAUCACCGCAGGCAUCGAGGCCGAAGCUCGCUGGCGACUCGGCGUCAGGCCUGGCGGUACAACACAGAUGUAACGAUAUGGAUGA
Chlamydomonas reinhardtii is the source of this 2596-nucleotide messenger RNA. RefSeq lists its product as uncharacterized. Gene Ontology annotation, molecular function: selenium binding. Bases 251 to 1684 code for a protein of 477 amino acids. The transcript has 14 exons. NCBI's taxonomy places the organism in Eukaryota, Viridiplantae, Chlorophyta, Chlorophyceae, Chlamydomonadales, Chlamydomonadaceae. The record is from RefSeq and is a predicted model, not a curated record.